CGGCACUGCCAUACAUCAGUUGUCGAGAAAUUCAAACCACGUAAGCACUUUCGACUUCUUAUGUCUCGGAGAUGGAUCAAACAUGGCCAGGAUGGUUCUCCCAUGCUCUGUCCUCUCAGGUACUGAAUGUUUCCCAGCCAUGCCCAGGCCAUCGUUACCUAGGGACUUUCCACUCAUCAUCCGAACUCCACCGCCUGUGCAAGAAACUCGAUACUCUUGUCCCAUACAGAAUCUCCCUUGGUUGCAGUGCCAGCAACUCUUAAGAGCUUUGACAAUGAACAUCUCUAUGCAGACCAGCUGCUCUCUAUCCGCCCCAAGUCUUGUGGGCAGAGAACUGGAUCGCGUUGCCUUACAAAGAACACGACUACUGGAUUACACACCAAUCCUUCAGCAGACAUUUCAGACCCUUUAUCUUCUGAUGCCUGAGAGAGCGACAGACAACCAUGCUUGCAGAGCCACUAGUCUCAUUCAACGCUCGUCUUCCGGGUGUACCAACUCUGAUGCCUUGGAAAUCAUGGUCUUUCUUCUAUCCAAUGGUUUCUGCAACUACUUAGAUGAGGGACCUGACGAGCGAGACAUGAUCAACGAAGCAAUUUUGACCAUGUUUCGGAAUAUCACUGCAUGGAAAUUACUGGUAUCACGCCAAUUGAACACUCUUCCAAUCAGUCUCCAGGCUUUAUUAUGUCAGAUCUUCGAAAAGGCGGUUCUAGCUUCAGACCUUGCUACCAUCGAGUCCCUGGCUUUAGCCGGGAUAGAUGUCGACCUUCCUCUGAAUGGCCUACCUAUACCUCCAUCCGAAAGUUUCAGCCAUCAUUGCCUAAGAGCACUUCAUUGGGCUGUCUAUACGCUCGACAUCACCAUGGUCGAGCUCCUGAUAAACUUUGGAGCGGACAGUCAUUUAGUCGACCUCGAAAUGCUUCAGAUUCUUUGUAUAGCAAAGCCUCGCUCAGCCCGAGUCGUUCGCGAGCCUGAACUCGGGACCAUGACGAUAUGGGUACUUUCUGUGUACCGUUACCAUGAAAAUGACGAUAUCGAAUCCCGCGUCUUGCUAAACGAACUUGGGUCGAGAACUCGUUCUUCCGCUACUGAGCUUAUCCUGGAAUUUUUUGAAACGAAAUUAAAGAGUGCUACCUCACUUGCUCAACUUCUCAUCACUUCUAUCAAAACCAGCAGUAACUCCAUCUUUGAGUGGGUUCUCAAGCACCGAGGCUGCCUCAACUACAUGAAUUAUGUUGGAGAGUCGGUCCUAGGUGUUGCAGCUUCCAGGAACAACUAUUCAUUGUGCAAACGCCUUUUGGAGCUUGGAGCAAUAUCAAACCCUGUUGUCAAUUUCGGUUCUUCCGUUUUCACCACGCCACUUCAAUGCGCCGCGGUCAGUGCCGAUCCAAGACUCAUCAAACUCUUGCUGGAUCACGGUGCCGAUAUCAACUUCUGUCAACCCUUUGCAGGAGAUUAUGCCGAAGGCCCUCGCUGUCUCCGAAGGCGCGGAGUGAGAAUCUCGGAUGCCUAUCACCAUUUCCUGUAUGUUGGCCAACUGGGUAGGACUGCACUUCAAGCAGCAUUGUCUUGCGGUAGUGAAGAAAAUGCCUUGUUCCUGCUCUCCAGCGGAGCAAAGUUACUCGGAGAGGAGCUAGCAAUUUCGAUCCGAGCUCGCCUAGUCUCCUCAACAAGGCAAAUACUUGCCCGUGGACUUUCGCUUAAUGCACCAAGCCUUCCUGAUGAGCUGUCUCCUCUUGAAGCUGCGAUAGUGGUUCGGAACUCUCAUUUGGCUUUACAAAUAAUAGCUUCACUAGACGCAACCAAGUUUUCAACAAGGGCAGUCUAUGCAGCUGUGUAUAUGGCGGAACACACAUUUGACAGGACCCUUUUUCACAAGCUCCUGGAGCUGAGCAAAAUUACCCAAAUUCCGACUAGCGAAGAACAUUGGCUGGGCACAGCGAUGUGUUUCGCAAUGACGCUUGGCAUCGAUGAUGUGGCUGGUCAAAUUCUGGAGACAGGAUUGUGCCCUCAACAUCUUACUUACGGUCUUCCAAGAUGUAUGUGCAAGUUGUUCGAACCCCACUACACACCCUCUGAAGUCUCAAACACUUUGAAACUCUAUGAGAAGCGAUACCUUGAAGUAAUUAACGACAAAGAAGAACCAUUUCUGGUGCAGCCGGCAGCUUUCUAUGCCCUCUUAUCAUCACCUAAUUGCGUCACAAGAUUAUUGCAUCAUGGUCAUCGUUUUGAUAUAGAUUGCUCUAUGGUCUAUAGUAACUCCCGAGCCUUGUCGCUUCUCCCCCUCUUAUCAAGAAGUGAGGCCAUGCUAGACAGGGUUCUUCUGACAAGAGCAAUCCGGGGAAAGUCUGCCGCGAUUGUAGACUGGUACUUCGCAUCUGGAAUCGGAAUUAACACCGUACACUGGUCUCGGAGCGACAGAGGUUGUGGAACACCCCUUGGAGCUGCUGUCAUUACAGGCGACAUCAACCUCUUGGAGACUCUUGUGAGCAUGGGCGCCGAUGUCAAUGAGGACCAUCGGGACUUUGAUUUCAAUCCACCGUUGACAGAGGCAGCUAUUAGGGGUUUCUUUGGCGCUGUGAAAAGAUUGCUGGAAUGGGGUGCAGAUCCAAACAUCCCAGGUGGAAAAUCAUUCACACGAACGGCACUAGAAGGAGCGUCAGAGUUUGGUAGGCUGGACAUCGUCCAGCUUCUCCUUGACUCCGGUGUCUCAACUGAAGAAAACGGUCGUCUCCAGUACAUCAAAGCUGUCGUGUUAGCGCGGGCACGAGGGCGUUCCGCCGUUGAAAGGUUGUUGCGUAACUUUCGACGAUGGAAUAGAGCGGAUCAGGAGCUGUUUGACGAGGCGUGCAACCACCCUGGUCAUUUUUUUAAAGGACUCAUCCCCAUUACUCCCGGCUUGUCAAUUACUUAUAAGUAUAAAGACAGCCCUCAGUUUUAUGACGUGGGAGCCGAUAUGAUCAUGACGCCAGCAAGCGGAACUGGGUGGGAACUAGCGAAGCCCGAUGACCUGACCUUGCCGUCAGAGAUUGAAACGUCGAUCCAAGACAGCAAGGCUGAUAAUCCAGAAAUGUCCUUCGGCGGAGGAACGCUGGACUUGCAAGGCAUUACAGGCACUGCCUGCUCAGAGGCUAAUGGCGCAUUGUGCAUGGCUGAUAUGUGCAGUCUGCACGAUGAUCAAGAUCGGGAGGGUAACGGCGACGACUGGAUGGAGAAGUAUGUUCGUUUCCCAUCGGAGACACCUUCGAUCUAUUGAAACUCUGUUUUGCCUUUGCUCUUAUGCCUCUUAUUCCCCAAUUUGCUUCUGACCUAUUGUUACACGUCUCUUCUCUGAGUUCAGAAACUCUCCGG
Messenger RNA from Colletotrichum acutatum, 3348 nucleotides. RefSeq lists its product as uncharacterized. The transcript has 2 exons. The record is from RefSeq and is a predicted model, not a curated record. Bases 83 to 3253 code for a protein of 1056 amino acids. Gene Ontology annotation, cellular component: nucleus; cytoplasm. Gene Ontology annotation, molecular function: protein binding. NCBI's taxonomy places the organism in Eukaryota, Fungi, Ascomycota, Sordariomycetes, Glomerellales, Glomerellaceae.